AUGCGCAGCUCAAAAGGCUCUCGGUCACGUGCGGCAGUGCCCAAAACCGCUCCGACCACCGUUUGUUACUGGUAAAUCAACAAGUUUGGCAGCAUUUGUGAAAAUUAAUUUUUUGCAGUGAUGGAAAGCGAGAAUUGGGUUCGGUGGAGGUAGUGUGCUCCACGUGCCUCAAAUGGUUUCACGGGCGGUGUUUGAACGAUUACGGAGGCUUGUAGGUUGAAAAAAUUGACGAGUGUCAAAAAUUUUGAAAAACUACUCAAAAUUCAAAUUUUCCAGAACCAGCAGUGGAGUACCGUUCAUGACGUGCUACACAUUCACCUGUAAGAUGUGCAGACCGCUCGGCGAAGAAUGGAAGCCAAAAAAAGCGGAUUUGGUGCAAAUGUGUGUGACAGUUUUUGCAAAACUCAGCGCCGACAAGCUGAAUGAGGUCGGAAAGCUGUCCGCAGAUAUUAUUCCCGAAGAUUUAACCUUUUUGAGGUGGAAAAUUCCUAAAAAUCGUUGAGAACCCCCUAAUUUUCAGCCUCAACAACACAAUCGUACCGUACAUGGACGAAAAUUGGCACAUGCUCACUGCGAUCAAAAAACGGCAUCAGUGGCAUUCGAAUUUGGCGGUGAUUCUGCAAAAAGAGCGAAACGUGUUCGUGGUAAGCAUCGUAUCUUGAGCGACAAAAUGAGAAAAUUGCGAAUUUUCAGCAAAACGAGUCGGAUGAGGAUCUUUUUGCGCUCGCCGAGAAGAAUUUGGCGCUCUUAGGUCCAUUGCACGAGGCCGUCAAGCAGGUAUGCUCAAUUUUUCAAAAAAAUUAAGCAAUUAUCGGAAAAAGCACGAGAAAGUGUAAAAACUUUUGCUAAAGCCCGGCCAGAUUCAGAUCGGAAAACGUCCGGCGUCGGAAAGAGAGGUUCGGGAGCCUCGCCACGUAGAAUUGCCGCCCAUCGAGGGACCGAAAACGCGCGGCGCAUCGAAAAGACGGCACGCCGAAGGAGCGACCGCGCCCGGCAAGAAACAAAAGUUGUGAGUGACAAAAUGCAACAACACGCCUAAGAUAAUCAAAAUUAGGAAAUUUUCGAUGAAACCUCUUGAAAAUAUUUCUUUGAAAGAGUGAAUUUGUAAAAAUCGAACCCUCCUCACGUGUAGAACGGUAUAAAGUUGCGAAAGUUCUUCCAGGGCGGCCGAUUACUCGUCGACGGCGAUUCCGGGCGGCGCGCAAGUCGACAUUCCGUUCAGCAAAGACAAUUAUCGCUAUUUUCUGACGGAAACCGAUCCGAACGUGCCGGAAGAGUGAGGAAAGUGGGCGAAAUUGGAGAAAGUUGCAAAAUUUCAGCACAAAUUGGCAUCAGGACAACACGGGCGUCUACAAAAUCCCGUCGGCUCAGUAUCGUGUUCUUUUGAAUCCGACUGUGACUGUUUCGUCGAAUGACAGAGCUUUUCAGGUGCGUUUUGUCAAACAUCGACAAAAUGUUCAUUUCGCGAUUGCAGUUGUCACUUGGCCCCCAAAAUGCGGUGACCGGCUUCGAAGGGUACGCGAUGGCACGUGCCAGCCACGGAAUUUCCAAAGGAACCUGGUAUUUCGAGGUGAAUUUCGACGAACAGCCCGGAAAUUCGGCCAUUCGCAUCGGAUGGAGCCAGCAGCACGGUUAGUCAAGAAAUGGAUUAUAUGAUGGAAAUAAAAUUGAGGCAAACUAAAAUUCUAACGUUACUCUAGGUGUUUCUUCGAAAAAUUCGUUUCGUAAAAUCACACUCUGGCACAAAAAGCGGAAAAAAAAUCGUAAAAAACAACCUCUUUUCCAAGAAAAAGAAUGAUAAAAGAGACCAGACUUGUCAAAUUACGGGUCGGCCCGGCUCAAAAGGCGCGAAUUCAAAUUUUUGGGGGAAAUCUAUUUUUUUCGUUUUUUUUUGCGGGGAUCAAAAUUAAAACUUUUGCUUUGAUGCCAAUAAAAACUAUUUUUUAAACUACAUUUCUUUUUUAUGCUCGAUACUUGCAAAAUUCGUUAGUUCUACGAAAAACAAACAUUUUAUUUAAUCAAUAGUUCAAAAUUUGGAUUCCCGCUUUUUGAACCGGGCCGGAGUUUUGAAAAUUUUGGCCCGGCCCGGCCCGUGGCAACUCUGAAAGAGACAAAACAGCGAACAGAAUUCUAGAAUCGACCGAAAAUACGGUAUUUCGUGGUGCCCGCGCAGGUCAAAUACGGAAGGGUCUCGCAGCGAUCGGACAAAUUUAUAGGCGCGCAUUCAAAACUAGCGCGCGUUGCGGUCUUUGGGCCGACCAGGAGGACGGGGAGAAAAAAAAGAGGAUCGCUCUCGCCGGAUAGUCAUCUCGGACGGAAGGACCGCAGAACGCGGCGCCAGACUACAAACAAAUGAUGACAAAACCAACGAAACAGUCGUAAACAUCGUUUGAUCUAUGUGACAAUCCUUGAACGGUCUUGACCCGGUCACCAAUUGUCAUCAUUUUGGCGUCCCGUUCUGCGGUCCUUCCUUCCGAGAGGAGGACCAGAGCGAUUCUCUUUUUUUUUCUCCAACCUCGCCUGCCGUCGCAAAGGCCGCAACGCGCCCACUGUAACUUUAAAGGCGCAUCCCAUUUCUCCGAAAACUUUGCCAAUAUCGCUGCGAGACCCAUAUGACCUACGACCCGCGCACCGCGAAACUAUCGAUGUUCACUUGUUUUUCUCAUUGUUCUUGUUUCGUUUAUCGGAAAACAUGAAGGAAACGUGUUGUUGUCGAUAUUUUUCGUCAGAAAACAGUGCGUCAGCGCGUCUUUCGAUAGGAAAUUUCUAGAAACUGUCGUUGAAAGCAAUGCAUUCACUUUCUUUCCACCUUUUUCACUUCGAUUAUGAUGGAAUGUAGUGGAACAGAAAAAUUAUAUGAAAUGCAUCACUUUUGCGGAAACUUAGAAAGAUGAAUAAGCUUCAACAGAAACUGUUUUGCAGCGGUCCUCCAGGCAUGCUGCGGCUACAACAAGUUCUCGUACGGAUGGAGAUCGCAGAAAGGCACGAAAUUCCACGAUGGAAAAGGAAAAACGUAUUAUCCGGCUGGAUUUAAGGUACAUUUGCCCUAUUUUAUUAUGGCGGUACAAGCCUGCUCCCCGGCUACCCCGGGUUUCAGGCUUGACUACUAAGAGUUCUAUUUCGUUGCAGUCCUUUUCCGUUGUAGCGUCGUUUAUAAAAAUGUUGCAGGCCGGUGACAUCCUGGGCUGCUUGAUCCACUUUCCGGUGGACGAUCAGCUGCUGGUCCCGCUGGAUCAGUCGUCGGAAACGUACCUUCCGUCCUCUUUCAAAGACGCCAACCUCAUCAAUUUCAAAUCGAACCUUUUCUUCGAAGUGCAGGGCGAUUCGACCGUCGCCGUCAAGCAUUUGGUACCGGUCCCCGGCAGUUAUGUACGUUUUGUAGAAAACUACUUUAUUAAAGGUGUCACGCAAGGCUGAGCAAUUUGGCUAGGAAUCUUAAACCACUUGCGAUGGUCCGAUGGGGACCAAACUUUGCAGGCCUCUUGCAAUUGGAUUGAAGUAUCUUGGGUCCGAGUGUCACAUCGGUCCGAUCAUUUGGUCCCGAGAUAUGUGGAUCUCGAUACCAGAUAAUCGGAUCAGUCUGAAACUUGAAUCCAAUAUACUUGAAUCCAAGUCCAAUAAGGCUGCGAAGUUUGGUCCCCAUCGGAAUGUUGCAAGUGGUUCAAAAGUGAAUUUUUUGUGAAAAGUCCAGGACAAGGCCCGGUCAAUUGCACAUAACAAUUUUUUUAAAUCGUAAAAUCAUUUGCAGGUCGAAUUUUUCCACAACGGAAAAUCGUGCGGAAAAGCGUUUGAGAACAUCUUUGGCGGCACCUAUUUCCCGUCGGUGUCCAUUUUUCAGAGUGAGUUAUUUGGGCCUAAAAGUUCAACAAAUUUGUGUUGCAGGAGCGUCGGUGACGAUGAACUUCGGACCGAAAUUCAAAAGUCUGCCACGUGGCGCGCAGGGGAUGCACGCGAGAGCCGAAGAGCAGCAGUACGAGCAGUCGCUCUCGGACAUUCUCUAUUUGGUGGCCAAGGACCACGUGAACCUGCGGCUGCCCGUCAAAAAUGAGCCAAAACAGGAGAUUUACUAG
This is a messenger RNA of Caenorhabditis sp. 36 PRJEB53466, 4070 nucleotides long. Lineage: Eukaryota; Metazoa; Nematoda; Chromadorea; Rhabditida; Rhabditidae. The record is from the annotation of a GenBank genome assembly.